Carassius auratus (goldfish) is the source of this 3215-nucleotide messenger RNA. RefSeq lists its product as uncharacterized. Gene Ontology annotation, biological process: insulin receptor signaling pathway. The record is from RefSeq and is a predicted model, not a curated record. Gene Ontology annotation, molecular function: RNA binding; SH3 domain binding. Lineage: Eukaryota; Metazoa; Chordata; Actinopteri; Cypriniformes; Cyprinidae. Gene Ontology annotation, cellular component: membrane; cytosol. The transcript has 12 exons. The coding region runs from base 358 to 2187 and encodes 609 amino acids.
UAUCCAGUCAACAUGGGACUGAUUCAGUAAACACGUGGACGGGCGUCGCAACACACUGAAAACUUAAAAUAACUGUUUUGUUUUGUUUUGUAUUGUAUUUAAAGGACUCUCUUUGUGGCGGUUAUCUCUUAAGAUUGAUAUAAAAUUGAUCAGUAAUCUCUCAAGUUUGUGAUUACCUGUGGAUGGCAUAAUAAAUGUUCACGACAAGACUAUGAGAGCCACUGCUCUCCAUGUUUAGCACAGAUUAAAAUUUAUACAUAUCUAAUCGAUAGCUGUAUCUUGUUACUCAAAAUAUUGUGUCCGUGGAGUCCGGCCGAGUUUUUUUCAUUUAACGUCACGUUAAGAAACAAAACAACGAUGAAAAAAAAGACAAAGAAAACCAAAGGCAGCUUUUGCACUAGAUGUUUUAUCUGCGGGCAAACGUACGGACUAAAGGUAGUGGAUAUGCAUAUGCAUUCUUAUUUCCACCAUGAAGCAAUUGAGAAGAUCAAGGGCAGUGAACAGCUGCAUAAGUGUUGGGCAUGUGAUGUAUCUGUGAUGGGACUUGAGCUUUACGCGGAGCAUAUUGCCACCCGUGAGCACAAACACCGUCUGAUUAAACUCCAUUGUAAAAGAAAUACAAGAAAACUUCUUGAAGUGGACUACAAUAUUACCCUGACUGAUGAUGAAUCAAAAGCCAUUUAUGAUCUAAGACAGCAAAGCAAAGAAAAAAAAAAUUUGGAAAGGUGUUUUAUCUGCCUUCAUGGUUUCCCUGAACAGGAGAGGGACAAACAUAUGCACAGUGUAAUCCACCGUGGUGCAAUUGAGCAAAUGAAGGGCAGUGAACAGGAGCAUAAGUGUUGGGCCUGCGAAAUAUCUGUGAUGGGAAUUUCAGCGUUUAAGCAGCAUAUUCGCAACAAAACUCACAAAAAGAAGCUACUGGAAUUCAUUGAGAAUAGAAAACUUGGGGAAAAUACAGUGGACUACAGUGUUGAGUUUAAUGAGCUUAAAGACCUUUGUGCCCAGAGAGAUCAACAAAAAUUAAUGGAAAGAAAAGAGAAAAUUGCGAAGAGGCUAGAAGCACAAAGGCACAGGACAUGGUGGUUCAAUCAGCCAGAAAUCACAGCUGAGAACGUGCAUUGUACAAUACCCUUCAUGGUGAAUGAGUUCACAACUGACCAGUUGCCACCAUCAUGCCAAUUCUCUUUUUGUGAAAAUCUAGAUGACCAUCCAGCAUCUUUCCAGCAUAACCCAAACAUGCAUACACCGAGAGAAGAGAGCAUACUUAAUACGGACAGAUCAAAUUGGCCAGUUGUCUUGAAAAGUCCUUGUCUUGAGAGACCAUCAGAAAGUAUUCCUCAAGAAAUGUCUGCUCAUGGAGCUCGUCCCAACCCUUAUGAAAAAGGUACAGAUGUUUGGGCGAACGACGUGACUCAAGAAACUGAUGAUGGUACUACUGCUGAGCCUAUAUGUGCCCCUGGAAUGGUCCAAAUGAGGAUGGAGGAAAACAUACCCAACAUGAUAGCAACAGGUGGAGUUUGUUUAACACGGAAGGCAGCAACUGGGAAUGAGGCUGCUGUUCCUAAUCCUCCUCAUUCCAAAAAGUCUAUGUUGAAAGUAAACCGAUCAACACCACAAAGAGAGCAGAGCAUGACCAGAGAAGGCAUGAUUGGACAAGAGCCAUAUGUAGCUCCUCUUCCGCCUGUAUCUUUACUGGUUGAGAUGUUUGAAAGCCAGACAUCACAAAAGGACUCUGAGAUCACUGAAAAGGUUCAGCCUCAGACUGUGCCUGUUAAGAAAAACAAAUCAAAUGAGUGUGACACAGAACAAGCAGAAACAUCACUGCAGCAUCCCAGCAGCGUUGAAGCCAUCUCCUGCAAUGUCCAGAAAACCAAGCGAAAAAAACAAGAUGUUUCACAUAAUCUGAAUCCUAAGACAAACAACAAAGUAUCUAAAAAAAGGAAAGUGAAUAAGUUGAUAUCGCUGUCUUUGGAAGAAGAGGAGUUGAUCAGCUCUUUGGAGAAUGUAGGUGAGCAGCUGUUCCAGGCGUAUUCCACCCUGCAGAACGCAUACACAGAAGUUCAGCAUCUACUGUCUGUUAAACAAGAGGUUACCUCCGAGAUGGCCUCACUCAGGGCAAAGCGCAUAAAGAUUCUGCAGGAUAUGAAGAAUCCCGGUGACCAGCAGGAGGUGUUAAAUGCCUCCUGAGAUCCGUGCGAACCUUCCUCUUCAGCAUCCACUGAGCCUCACAGAGCAGCUGCACCACAGGACCCACUCCCAGAAGUAUCUGAUGCUACACCAACCUCUCAGUGCACAAAACAUGUAUCUCAUCUGAGAGCAUAGACUGCAUUGCUUAGCUCAUAACUGCAACAUAACAGAGUUUUGCCGUAGUUUUAUAGUAGGUUUAUGGCAGUUCACAUUGGAUUAUGCAGUAAUUGGAUCAGAUGGAUUUAGAAUAAUUCACAAAAAGAAAUCUGCUCUGAUUCUGGCAUGAUAAUGGCAUUUCUGUCUAAAUUGUUUGAGUUAUUAUGUCAAGCUACAAAGGCAUGAAAGGGGAUGUUAAGAGAGUCCAGCAAAGCUUUCAUCUAUCUGAAGAAACAUGUCAGUUAAAAGACUUUCAAAAAAGCAUCAGUUGGAUAUGUUGCUUAAAAGACCUCAUACUCAUAUAUUCAUUCAUACUUGCUCUCAGAGGUUUAUAGCUGUUUUAUUCACAGGAAUCUGAAUAAUAUUUUAAAAUGUUCAAAAUAAUUGGUUUAACUUGUUUUUAUUAUUUGUGUUCUUGCUACUCGAGCACAAGAAGCUUUGUUUAUGCUCAAGGUUAAUCAUAUGUUUGUCCAUUACUUGCAGUCAUGACACAUUUAUUGUACUAUUUUGUGCUGUUUGUUUAUGCUCUGCAAAUCAUGGCAGUGGUGACAACUGGAAUAGAACCGUUCGAAGUUGAACACUUUAUUUAGUUGAAUUAUUUACAGUUGCACAGCAGCACACACAUUUUUCAAGGAUGGGUUCAAAUGGUUGUCAUUUUUGGCAUGACAUUUUAAUAUGACAACAUUCUGUCACCUUAAAGGGAUAGUCAACCACAUAUGCGUUUUACAAGACCUAAAUGAGCUGUCAUGAUCUAUUCCGUAGUUCAUAAUCAAUGACCAAAUAUGUACAAACAAUAAUCCAAAUAUGAUCAAAAUUUAUGACGCUUGUAAUCUUUCUUCUGUUAAUAUUCAAUAAACAAUUAAAAAAAAAUA